Messenger RNA from Cynara cardunculus var. scolymus (artichoke), 1137 nucleotides. Its product is annotated as F-box/kelch-repeat protein At1g23390. Gene Ontology annotation, biological process: proteasome-mediated ubiquitin-dependent protein catabolic process. The record is from RefSeq and is a predicted model, not a curated record. Gene Ontology annotation, molecular function: protein binding. NCBI's taxonomy places the organism in Eukaryota, Viridiplantae, Streptophyta, Magnoliopsida, Asterales, Asteraceae. Gene Ontology annotation, cellular component: cytosol; nucleus. Bases 1 to 1137 code for a protein of 378 amino acids. The transcript has a single exon.
AUGCCAACUUCCGGUGACCAAUCGCAGAUCGCCGCCGUAGCAGCACCCUUCCACAGCGACGUACUUGAAGCCAUCCUCUCCCACCUGCCGCUCAUCCACUUAGUUCAGGCAUCACUCGUAUCCAAAACCUGGUACAAAGUCAUCUCAUUCAUCCUUCUCAAAUACCAAAAAUCCAAACCAUGGUUAAUACUCCAUACUCAGUACUCAAGGUCGCCGUACUUGACGACGACGGAGGCCUACGAUCCGGCGUCAAACUUGUGGAUCGAGAUUCAUCAACCGUCAAUCGAUUAUGUAUCCCCUCUCCGAUCAUCGCAGUUAAAUCUUCUCUACAUGUUGUCACCGUCCAAGCUUUCUUUCUCGUUCGAUCCGCUCCACCUGACGUGGCACCACACGGUGGCGCCGCGAGUAUGGCGGAUUGACCCUAUCGUUGCCGUCGUUGGCAAGCACGUUGUCGUUGCUGGCGGUGCUUGCGAUUUCGAGCAGGAUCCACUAGCCGUCGAGAUCUACGACAUUGAAUCACAGAAAUGGACCAAACUGGAGCCUAUGCCGGAGUUUUUCAAAGAGUCUGCAUCUUCAACGUUCCACUCAAUAGCCUCCGACGACCGUCGUCUCUUCGUCAUGGAGAAAAACUCUGGCGUAUUGCAUACGUUCGAUCCUGUGACGAAUACCUGGUACGGUCCGUAUGAUUUACAUCCUGAUCAUCUAGUUUUUCAUUCCAGUAUCGGAUUCUCCAACAACAGAUUGAUUCUGAUCGGGAUGUUAGAUGAUUGCAACGAUUUCAUCGGCAUUAAGCUGUGGGAAGUGAAUUGGCAAUCAUUUGAGUUCGUUGAAAUUGCAGAGAUGCCGGCGGAUCUGGUUGCGAAAUUGAAGGGAGAUGAUUUGGAAAUUUCUUCGAUCGAAGUUCGUAUAGCAGGAAACGUAGCUUACAUUUACAAACCGUGGCUUGUUGAAGAGGUGAUAGUGUGUGAGUUUUCCGAGUCCGGUAAAUGUAGGUGGCGGAGCACGACGGCUAAUUCGGUGGCGAGUGAUCGGAGUAUAACUGAAAGAUUCGUUUUUACGUGCUCAAUGGUAGGGAUUGAGGAACUCCGUCGAGCCACACUGUCGACGGUGAAUCGGAGGUUUCGGUUUAAACGGUGA